Messenger RNA from Colletotrichum phormii, 462 nucleotides. RefSeq lists its product as uncharacterized. The record is from RefSeq and is a predicted model, not a curated record. The transcript has 2 exons. The coding region runs from base 1 to 462 and encodes 153 amino acids. Lineage: Eukaryota; Fungi; Ascomycota; Sordariomycetes; Glomerellales; Glomerellaceae.
AUGCUUUUCAGCCUCUUCUUCCUUUCAGCUCUUGUGGCUAGCUGCUCCGCUGUGGCGAUCCCCGGUGAGCACUCUCACGAUCACGACCUCGCCAUGGACAUGUCUCCGGUCCCCCGAGGCGUCCUCGACAAGCGCGACUCGUAUGACUGCAAGGGAAGCUCCCUCUGCUCGUCUCUCAAGGUCGCGUCCUGCGACGAUGCGGUGAACAAUAAGCUCAUCCGUAAUAACGACGUCAACUAUGGCGCUCCGGGGAGUGGAAGACCUAACACGGGAGCUUGCUCCAACAUCUUUGGCGGCUACGGAUGCGGCGUCUUCAUCCAGGGCAAGUCCGGUUGUGCUCGUACCGGCAACCAGAUGUGGUAUGAUUACCAGGAUAUCCGGGCCAACGGCUGCAGGGUCUGUGGCUCCAAGCACUGGGGCGAUGGAUGUUUGACCACCAUCAACUAUGUUUCUGGCUGCUAG